Megalops cyprinoides (Indo-Pacific tarpon) is the source of this 1150-nucleotide messenger RNA. Its product is annotated as legumain-like. Lineage: Eukaryota; Metazoa; Chordata; Actinopteri; Elopiformes; Megalopidae. The transcript has 5 exons. The record is from RefSeq and is a predicted model, not a curated record. Bases 2 to 508 code for a protein of 168 amino acids.
GAUGCUUACGGUGAUCUGCGUGGAAGUAGUUUUCCACCUAAUGUCGUUGGUAGCCUCUUCUGUAGGGGAUCUAUCGUCUGCGAUGGAGGUCAAAGACUGCGUGCCAAAUCCAGAUGCUCGGGUAGCAGUAAUGCAGAGAAGAAUUCAGUCUGCGGGAAGUCCUGCCGAAAAGGAGAAACUGGAAAGGGAACUACAUGAACACAUGCAGACAAGAGAGGCAGUCAGAGCAUCAGUGAUACAAGUUAUUGAGAAGGCCACAGAUUCUAAAGAGCAAGCCUUGCAUGUCCAGAGUGCAACGUCUGUGGAUAUAACCAACCCCAAAAUGUAUAAAGAAGUUGUAGAGUAUUAUAAAGUGAAAUGUUUCAACUGGCAUGAGCCCAAGUACGAGUUUGCCAUGCAUUUCAUGCAUCUGUUUGCAAAUCUGUGCCGGGAGCAAACCUCUCUGGAGCGCAUUAAGUCUGCAAUCGAUGAUGUAAGUGAAAGUCUGAAGAGAGAAGAUGUUUCCUGAUGAGUUGACACAUCAUUAAAAGCAGCAGGUGUAACCAAACACCCUUAAUAUUCUCGCUUAAUCACCACUGAAUUUACCUGCAAUACUCUUUCCAACCUGUUCCUGCAUAUGCAUUUGAUUAUUGUUGAUUAAUACUGUCAAGCAAAGGUGUAAUAUUGGUGUAAUAUUUAUAACAGUUUAGCAGAUGUGAAUUUCCAUUCAGUCAAAGCCUGAGGGUUGAGUUUUAUGUGGCUAUACCAGUACAUUUAUUUGGCUUGCAGUCCGACAAAGGAACUGCACCUAGUCACGGGCCAAUAUUGUUUGGACCUCAUAAACAGGUCAAAUAAAAGGAGGGGGGAGGAGAGAUGCCAUGAGCAGCUAAUGUAGAAAGGAUGUAUUAAGGAAGAUUUUUAUAGUUGUGGACGGAACCAGUUUGUCUAGGUUUGGUUAAAUGCAUAGGGAUUGUCUGAAAAUUCUCCUACAAAAUCUUGUUUGGAACUUCAAAAUGUUGAUGCAGCCAUAAACUUUGCUGGUCUUCUUAUGUUGAAAAUGUCACAUAAUAAGGAGUCUUCCAUUAGCUGAUCCUGAUUGUAAUAACCUUUUGACAUAAACUUUAAAACAUGCAAUCCAAAAUAAAUGGAGUGUAUGUCUGUAUGUCAUACU